Messenger RNA from Geodia barretti, 1143 nucleotides. The record is from the annotation of a GenBank genome assembly. NCBI's taxonomy places the organism in Eukaryota, Metazoa, Porifera, Demospongiae, Tetractinellida, Geodiidae.
AUGCGCACAUUCCACACAGGUGGUGCUGUUGAGGACGUUUCGGAAGCCCGUCAGCAUAAAAUUCUAUCCAAAGCCAGUGGUACCGUGCGUUUCCGAGAUUUCCAACCAGGACGAACGGUCAAAGAGGAACGUGAUCUCUGGAUAGCCACCGAAAACCGGGCAAAUCUUGAUGGACCCGCUUACAAAGUCCAACAAGUUAACCACCCCGGUUGUCAACUGCGUGAAGGUGAAUUACUCAGUGAGAAACAGUAUAGCGAAAACACAGAGCGUUAUAAAGGCUUUGAUACCAAGACGUGGCAGUACGAAGUCACUGCUGUUUUGGAUAGCGGUUGCCGUUUGAAGAUAGGUGAUCAGUUAUCACAGGCAGAAUACACCAAAGCGCUCACAGAAUACGGUUUCCAACGAUUUGUAACGCCUCACUACCGCGUGACACAAGUGCAACACCCGGACAUCUCGGUGGCUGCUGGCGACCUGCUCACUGAAGAAGCGGCAAAGCAGCUGAAGGAUGAGAUUCGACACGGGUUUGAUAUAGAGUUAUAUUACUUAGAUCCAGAAACAGGCGAACUUGUGAAGGAAGAAGACCUUAAGGUAACGAGUAAUGCCUCUGGACAGACGAAUGUAUCUGCGAGUAGUGAAGAAGACGAUACUGGUUUCAAGCGCAUUUAUCGUGUAACCAGUAUAGACAAGACGGUAAGAAAGAACUUCCCAUUUAAGGUGGGACAAGAAGUUCCAACGGAAGAAAUUACGCCGUGGUUGACCCCGUUUGAGGUAGAUUCAAAGCCAAUUUACGUUGUGAAUAAAGACAUCCCAAAUGGAUCACCCCUUCUUGAACAGACUGUUUUACCAAGUGAUAGCAGGAGUUCGGAUACGUCGCCUCUUAAGAUUGGUGACGAAUUGAGCACGACUGACUAUGAGCGCUCCUGCGCUACGUAUCGAGAUAAUGGAUGGGCGUUUAAGGUUGAAAAGCAGGAGGUCGAGCGACAUCACGUAACACAGGUGUAUCAUCCCGAAUGCCCUCUUAAAGUUUCAAAGCACAAAAACUGCGGCACCGCGUUACACAAGUUCAUCACCCCGAUUGUCUACUUAAACUGGGAGAUUUGCUCGGUGAGAGUGAGGCAAAACAGCAUCGUGAGGCUUAUUUAG